UAGGCUCCUCCACAAAGGCAACUGUCGCUGCUCGGCGCGCGGUCCCUCGCGCUGUUAGAGUAACAGUCAUCGGGUUGUGGUUCGCACUGGUCUUCAGGGUCGAGCUCAGUAACUGUCAGUCGCUGACUCGCCUGUGAAAUCACUACUGGCUGCUGUUAGUUAAUUGGAAAUAAAGCAGGAAAAAUCAACAAAGAGUUUAUAAUCAGAGAUGAGAUGAUCUUUCAUCAGAUUAUGAGAUGACUUCCAUUUGCCAUUUGCUCUCAGGAGAGGAUGAAGAUUAUUUUGUACAGCAUGAACAAGUGGAAUGGGAGAUUCUAAAUAAACUCCUUCAGCACCAUGGAUUCAACCCAAUUCAUCUUGCAGAUCCACAAACCAAAGAUUUAACAGCUGUGGUUCUUCUGGGCAAACAAUCAGGAAUUGAAAUCAGACAUGUGGUGGCAACUCUAAUAAAAGACACUGAACGACGUCAGGCAUUGAUCCGGGAUCUUAUCCAGUCCAACAAUGAAUUGAAGAAUGAUUUGCGUCAGCAGCAAAGUAAAGCCUCUCGGUAUGAACAGCGAGCAUCAGACCUGGAACAUAUCGUUGAAGAUGUUAAGGGCAAGAUUCAGGAUUUGGAGAGUGACUUCUUAGCCAAGGAUUCACAGCAGAAAAAUCUAAUUGAACAGCUAGAGCGAGAAAAACAAGACAGCCAGGUUCAUCACCAACAAUUGAAACAAAAGUUGCAUGAACAAGAAGAAACUAUUUUGCGAUUGCAGAAAAAGUUGUACAUGGUAGUGACAGAGGAAGAGCAACGCAUUGAAAGACGGAACAAAAUAUUUCACAAGUUUCAUAAGCGAGUUCCCAAAACACAUUCUGCAUUUGAUCAACAGUUACUUGACGAAACGCAGAAUCAUCGCACCCAACAGGAUUGGAGGAAAGAUGAGGUUGAUGAAACUGUUAGAAAAAGAAGAGAACACUCAAGAAACAAAGGCAAGAACAAGUAUUCAGUUCCAGAUACAAUUUCCAAUCGCAAGACAUUGGUGAAGGUAUAUGAAGACUAUUUACAAGAAUCGAGAGCUAAGAAUGAGAAGAUUUUUCAGAAACAAUGGAAUUAUAAGUUUUUAGGUAAUGGUGAUGGAAAAGAUGAAAAGGAAGGAAAAUGGGAUAGUAUGAAAAUUGAAGACAUAGAUUACAUGCAGGGAAGUGAUUGCAAACGGUUCCUGAAGAAUCUUUGCAAAGAGAUACAAAUCCAGGAUGUAAAUAAUCUUAUACCAGCUGUCCGUGAAAGAUCGAAAUUAGCAGCAGCAUGUCCCAAACUGCAGAAGAUUCUGAAUGAUAUUAAUUCAGUUGUAAGCAAUGGAACCAAAAGUCAGAAGUUGUUCUUGCAGUCUCAUGCAGAACUUGGUGUAGGAAAUAUAUUGAUGUAUGAAAAUCUUGUCUCUACGGUAGAGAAAUGGGCUGAACAGUUAAUGGCACUGAAGGACUUGCACAGAUCUUUGAAGAAGUUAUCAAAGUUGGGACCCUGGAAACUUGUGGAUUUAUCUGACCCAAGUCAUGAAAUCUGUGUUCAAGACUUACAGUUGAUAGUAGACGAAAUAUUGAACAAUCUCAUGAAUAAAAAGAACAUGACUGGAUUACAAGAAAGUAAACAGCCACUGGAAGCUAUUGUAUCUCAUUUCCAGAAAUUGUUUGAUGUCACUUCUCUUAGUGGCGUUUAUCCACGGAUGAAUGAGGUGUACAGCAAACUUGGUGAAAUUAGCAAUGUUAUGAGAAGUCUUAAACAACUUUUAGGGCUAGAUGACUCCAUCUCUCCCCAUGUAUUGGUGAAUAAGAUUGAGAAAUUGUGCAGCUCUAUCAAUGAAGAUGCCUGCAGACAGGUGCAGCAUCUUCUGGGAACACAGGACAUCGACAGCAUAAUCAACAAGUUGAAAGAACAUGAAGAGUUUUUCCCUGCAUUUUAUGCUCUCAUGCAGGAACUGCUCCAGAUAUUGGAGAUAGAUAGCCUGGAUUAUGUUCUUCCAACAGUUCGUGCUCUAAAACUGCAAUGAGGUGAAUUCCAAGUGGUGGUUAUGUGAUGUACUUGUGGAAUAAUAUGGAUUUGUACGAUUGGUAGUGGUUUAUAUGAAUUUCUAUUUUUUAAGAUAUGCCUUGAUUAAAUCAUUUUUAAAGAUUAGUCUUUUAUUAAUAAAUCCAUUCAUUU
Messenger RNA from Callorhinchus milii (elephant shark), 2179 nucleotides. It is a transcript of the gene cep70, whose product is annotated as centrosomal protein 70. The record is from RefSeq and is a predicted model, not a curated record. Gene Ontology annotation, biological process: cilium assembly; regulation of microtubule cytoskeleton organization. Gene Ontology annotation, cellular component: centrosome. Gene Ontology annotation, molecular function: gamma-tubulin binding. Lineage: Eukaryota; Metazoa; Chordata; Chondrichthyes; Chimaeriformes; Callorhinchidae. The transcript is spliced from 18 exons. Bases 237 to 2027 code for a protein of 596 amino acids.